Molecule: messenger RNA, 1758 nt
Organism: Helianthus annuus (common sunflower)
Lineage: Eukaryota; Viridiplantae; Streptophyta; Magnoliopsida; Asterales; Asteraceae
Product: E3 ubiquitin-protein ligase WAV3
Exons: 3
Coding region: 161-1618 (485 amino acids)
Source: RefSeq, a predicted model, not a curated record
UAAGAACAUGAAUCAUAUCACACCCACACACACUUACACACACUCUGUAUCUUUGGUCUUUUCUAUAUAAAUACGAGAAAUAUGGAAGGUGAAACAGGACAAUGAGUCUGUCAAUUCCAGUUCAAUUCCAUUUCCAAUUCAUUUGCUAAACUUAUUAUUAAUGGGUGGAUCCAAGAAACUCCGGCAAGUUGCCCGGAAACUGCUGCAUCCCUGUGGCUCAUUCUCUUUUCAGCAACCCCAAAUCGACGGUCCUACUGAUAAUUCCGAUGUGGUAGUUUCAGGUGAGGUUGAUGAUUUUCCGGCAACCGAUAAGGUUGAUGAUUCUGAUGACGUCAUGGAAACGGCUGCUGACGUAGAUCCGAGCAAUUCGUCUAAUAAGACCAUGUGUGCAAUCUGUUUAGAAGUCCUAAACUACAGUGCAUGCACAGCUCCAGGCCAGGCUAUAUUUACAGCCCAAUGCUCUCAUGCUUUCCAUUUUGACUGUAUCGCCUCCAACGUCCGCCACGGUGGGGUCACCUGCCCUAUAUGUCGGGCCCAAUGGACCCACCUGCCGCGAAACUUAAAGCUCCCACCUUGCAGUUUUCUCUAUGGCAACCAAACCGCUGACCCCGCCCUCCAAAUCCUCGACAACUCAAUUGCCACUUUCAGAGUUCACAGACGCUCAAUCCUACGCGCAGCACGCUAUGAUGACGAUGACCCGAUUGAACCCAGUCACAAUCUUGACCAUCCGCGUCUUCAUCUCUCCAUAUCAUCUGAACCGUUUGGAUCCUCUUCGUCUUCAGAACCUGGUUACAGACUCUGCGUAAGACUAGCCCAUCAGCCCGCUAUUGAUUUAGUAUUGGUCGCGUGUCCAAACGGGCCACAUCUCAGGCUUAUAAAACAAUCUAUGGCAUUGGUCGUUUUCUCACUUCGACCCAUUGACCGUUUAGCUGUUGUCACAUACUCAUCCGCUGCAGCACGCGUGUUCCCUCUAAGACGCAUGACAUCAUAUGGUAAACGCGCUGCACUUCAGGUAAUCGACCGGUUGUUCUAUAUGGGGCAAGCGGAUCCAGUUGAGGGGCUAAAGAAAGGCGUAAAGGUGUUAAUGGACCGCGCGUAUGAAAACCCUCAAUCGUGUAUUGUUCAUCUGUCGGACAACCCUACAAGACCGUACCAUGGGUUUGACGCAGAAGUGGGGAUCCAGAUUCAUCGGUUUCAUGUUGGGUAUACGUUUGGGGCGUCAAACGGGUUCGUGAUGCACGAAUUCGAGGUGUUUUUAGAUAGAGUGUUGGGGGAUAAAGUAAGAGACAUUCAGCUGAGGAUUAGAGAAGAUGGUAGGGUUGUUAGACUUGGUGAACUUAGAGGUGGGGAAGAAAGGAGAAUCCCAUUAAAUAUGAUCACUACAGGAGGAGGGAAUGUUAAGACUUGUGUGGAGUAUACUUACGUCGAAGAUGGCGUGCGCGAAUGUAUGAGAACAGGGGAGGUUGUGGUUGUAUAUGGGGAGAAAAGGGAGGAGGGCGGUGGCGGAGGUGGUGGUGAAGAUGAAGAGGGUAGAAGUAGUAAUGCUGGAAGUUGGGACUACCAUGACCCUUAUAUGGCUAGAAGAUGGGCUAAACAUUUGCAUGCUUACAGAAUCUGAAAACAUUACAACUUACAAGACUUUAGUUUGCUAUUGAGUUUUGUUAAUGUUAACUUUGUGAAUUGUCAUGUGUAAGUGUAAAAACUAAAGGCAUGUUGCUUAUAUAUAUUUUAAAAAAAAAGUAUUAUUUGAAAUAACCA